UGACAGAUAAUAUAUACAGAGAGAGAGUAGAGAGAGAGAGAAGAGCUAGAGAGAGAGAGAGAGAGGUUUUCGCCGUAAAUGGUGUUAGAAAGCAUUGCAAGAGCGAACCAGAGACUUUGAACAGUCGUUUAGGUCUUUUUGGAAUCACUUUUUGACUGUUGAAAAGUGAUUCUGAGUUCAUCUUUCUUCGCCUAUAUACAGAUAUAGAUAGAGAUGGAGAGUGAAGAGGUUAUGGUGGGUUUGAUAGAUGUGGGUAGUGUUGUCACUUCAAUUAGUGAUGGAUUAGAGCAAGAGGUCAGUAGUGUUAGAGAAAAUGAGAACUUGGGUGUUGACCUUUUGGAGGGUUUGGAUUCCUAUUUGGACGAUAUUAAUGACCGGUUGACUAUUUCGAGGAUGGUUAGUGACUCUGUUAUCAAGGGGAUGGUGAAAGCGGUUGAACGAGUGGCGGACGAGAAAAUUGCUGCCAAAGAAUUGGAGGUGGCCAGUCUGAAGGAGAGAUUGCAUUUUCACAAAUUGAGUGCUGAUGAAAGUGUGUCAUCAGGAUCCCCAAUGGCACACCGAGAGCAAAGAAGUUUGGAAAAUGGGUUGUAUUGUAGCUUUCCUGAUGCUGUAGUGGAGCAUGAUAAGAUGAGGGAAUCUUUAUGCAGCCUAAGAAGUGUGGCCAUGGACCAGAUUAAGAAGCUCAAGAAAGAUAUUGAUAGCAUAAGAGGGUGUAGUUCAAUGAGAAAGAUUGGUUCUGGUUCAGAAUUGGUGGGAUUGGGUGGAAUUCUUCCAAUGGAGGCAUCUGAAAGCUUGGUGGGUGUAGAUAAAAGACUCAAUACUCUGAAAACUACAGUGGAUACUAUCUGUACACAGGCAGAUGAUAUGGUUCACUUGGCUAAGGCAUCACUUUGUGAGUGUCAGCAGGAGCAGGAGUUUCAGAGGGAGGUUGAAACAAUGGUAAUACGGAGUUCAAUUAUGAGUAUCCACGACGAGUUUGAAGAUAAAUUACGGGAUCAAAAUGCUCAUCUUUGUGGCAGCCAAAGCAUGAACUGGCUUGAAAGGAUCAAUGAGGUUUCAAAUUUACGCAAGGAAUUAGAUGUGAUCUUGAAGUCACUAUCCAAUGCUGAAACUGGACAGUUAAUUUCUCAUGGAUCUCAUGACAUGGAUCAUUUUCACCACAAAGCUUUGAGCAAUCAUGUUUUGCCAUCAACUUCGAUUUUGGAUGGAAAUGGCAAACUUGAAGAGUCUAAAAAUGGUAUGCCUGAUAACUGGGAUGCUGCCCAAUUAAAGCAUAUGUCAAAGGAUGAAUUGGUGAAUUAUUUUAAUUCUAUGAUAACAAAGAUGAGGAGGAACCAUGAAUCUAAGGUACAAGAAUUGACUGAAGUUUAUUUCGGUCUUAAGCGGGAUUACUUAAAAAUGAAAGAGAAGGGAAAAAUAAAAGAGAAGGGAUCUUCUUUGCCACUUCAGAAGGAUACAGAUUUGGACAUAUUGAGGAAGAAGAUCCCCGAGGUCAUUUUGAAAUUGGAUGACAUCCUUGUGGAAAAUGAAAAAAUUGCUACAUUGAGCAACAAUGUCGAGUCUCUUGGCAACUUAAAGGAUAGGCUCAAUGGCCUUCUUUCAGAAAAUCGCCAACUCAAGGAGUCGCUUGCAUAUAAACGAAAGGAAGUGAAGUGUCUAUCAUCACAAGCUUCUGAUGCUUCUGACCGGAUGUCGCACCAUGCUUCGAAAGAAGCAAAUUUGCUAAAAUUGAUAAGUAAUCUUAAAGCUGAUGCGAAAGAUGCAGAGAUAGAAGCUUUGGUCUCUGAGGAGGUAUAUAAAUGUGUUCUGAGGGAGGUAACUGCCCAGAUCAACCGUGACACAGAAGAGUUAGCGUUGCAAUCUAUUGCCAUGCAAGAGGUCUAUGAAAUCAUUUAUAGAGAAGCUUCUCAAGAUGCUGAAGCUACCAGCAAGAGUGAAAUUGGAGAUUCAGAUAUUGAAUCCUUGGUCAUGCAAGGACUGUGCGGAGUUAUUUUCAAGGAAGCUAUUAAGGAUGCCCAGUCACAAAUUAAUAACUUGUACAGAAAGUACUUGCAUGAAAAUGAAAUUCGAGUUUCCCUUGAACUGAAAAAUGAAGAGGAAUCAAGAUUGAUGAUUGAAGAGAACAACAAUUUAAAAGACCAGGCAAGUUUGCUGCAAACAUUAGUUUCUGAGAGAAGCAAGGAAUUAGAUUUAACAAAGGGUGAGUUGGAAGAGGUGCUGGAGCAAAUUGAUGUUGAUAAGGUGGAAAUGAACAAAUUGAAUCAGAAGCUUGAACUAAAGACAAAUGAGUUUAGGGAAGCUGAUGAACAGAGAAAUUGGCUUAUGGCUGUUAUCCAGGAGAAGCAAAAUGCUAUAUUAUUGCUUGGAGUGAAAGAAAAUGAACAGAGUAAGCAAAUGCAAGAAAUAAUCGUUCUUGUCCAUGGACUUUCAAAAGCAUUUUCUGAUUUUGAACGUCAAGCAGCUGAGGGUAUCGAAAAGAAUAAUUUAAGGUUGGAAGAAUCAAGUUCUCAGUUGAGUUCUCUUAUCCAGAAAACCAAUAAGCUUAAAAGAACAGAGGUGCUGUACAAAAAGAAAUGUGCUGACCUUCAAUUGGCUGAAUCUGAGGUUGAUCUUCUAGGGGAUGAAGUUGAUGCACUUUUAAGCCUUCUUGAGAAAAUAUACAUAGCACUUGAUCAUUACUCUCCAAUUUUGCAACAUUAUCCUGGGAUUAUUGAGAUCCUGAAACUGGUCAGAAGAGAAUUAAGUGGAGAAUCUACUAAGCCUGUUUGAUCAUCUUUUGGACGAGAGGCAAGGUCACAUUGUUUCCUUUUGAAUUCCCGUUGAUAUCAUUGUGGACCAAUCAAUUGUGUUGGUGAAAACAACCAAGCAUGACUACUAUUGACACUUUUGUGAGAUUGUGCUAUAGAAGAGAAUCGAUGAAAGUGACUACUACAGACACUUUUGUGAGAUUGUGCUAUAUAAGAGAAUCGAUGAAAGUCCAAAUGUCUUUGACAAACUCCGCAAAUCCCUCAAGAAAGCUCUGUUUUUUUUGUUGUAUAAUACAUAAUUUCCAGAUACUUUUGUUUCAAACCAGAGGAUACAGUGGUUUAUUUCUUUAUUAUUGUUCUUAAUCAUAGUAUUUAGUUUUCUUAUAUAUAUAGGUCUGAAAUGUAAAUUUGCUUCUACUGCAGUAAAUUAGAGAGAGAGAGAGAGAGAGAGAGAGAGAGAGAGUGGGUUUAUGCAUAGCAAUUUGCUUGUAACCCUUUUGUUUCAAGUGUUCAUGUGAUUAUACCUUUUACUUGAUUCUCAUACCUACUACAGUGUUUGUAUUGGGAAUAAGAUGGCUGUGUUUGAAGUUCUA
Molecule: messenger RNA, 3340 nt
Organism: Camellia sinensis
Lineage: Eukaryota; Viridiplantae; Streptophyta; Magnoliopsida; Ericales; Theaceae
Product: myosin heavy chain-like protein
Source: RefSeq, a predicted model, not a curated record